Durusdinium trenchii is the source of this 603-nucleotide messenger RNA. Lineage: Eukaryota; Dinophyceae; Suessiales; Symbiodiniaceae. The record is from the annotation of a GenBank genome assembly.
AUGGAGGGGCAAAGGUUCUCCAGGUUGGGCCUUUCCAUCAUAGCCUGCUUGGGAUUUGCGGUGCUUGUGUUGAACAUCUUCUUCUGGUGGCGCUACGUGCACGCUGCCGGGCUUUGGGGUGACCUGGAGGACGGUUCCUGCAAGCUCUUAAGCGAAAAGUACACCGCAGGGUGGAAGUGGGGGUGGAGCUUCCCCAUCACUGGGCCAUCUUGGACAGAUGUGCCCUGCAAUGUGAAACUCGAAGCCUCCCUUGACGGUGAGCCGGGUUUUGAAGGGAAAGCGACGCUCCACUUCACGUAUUGGCAGGGCGUGGUGUGGGACUACUUGAAGGAUAGCUGCAGCCGAAUGCUCCCGAAGCUUGACGGCUCCUUUGACUGCGCUUUUGAUUUGCAGGGGACCGUGUUCGUGGGACAUACUGGUAGCCUACCGCAUUUUCCACGGCUACUCCUGAUGAAAGCCUCUGGCUUGUCGCUCCUGACGCUGAGUCCGGUUCUCCUGAUGUGUGUCAACAUGGGCCGAGCUGCACGAGCUUCUGAAAUCUCUAUGGAGGUCCAGGCAGACGAGCCAUACACUGUGUUGACAGAGGAUCCUGAUGGCAUUUAG